Racocetra persica is the source of this 776-nucleotide messenger RNA. The record is from the annotation of a GenBank genome assembly. NCBI's taxonomy places the organism in Eukaryota, Fungi, Glomeromycota, Glomeromycetes, Diversisporales, Gigasporaceae.
GAUUUGCAUUUGCUGUAAAACAUUAUCUGCGUGAAGAGGAUGGAAGCAGAUGCAAAGAUGUUAAACCUUUUAUUUCGGGCAUAAAGUCAUCUUUACCAGGAUUUAUAAAUUUGAAGGAACAAGAUGCGGCUGAAAAAAACGAAGUUCAGAAGAAGAAAGACCGGGUGUGCUGGCUGUUCAAAAUUUACGAAAGGCCGAAUUCACCUAUUAAUCACAAUCUUCCCUUAGAAAUUUCUUUAUAUAUUUCUGAUUAUAUUUCAACUCAAAUUCUGAAAGAGAGGAUUAGUGCCCCAAUAAGCAAUAAUUUGUUAACAAAUGUUAAUACGUUGAUAGAAUGUUUGUCGUGUUUUGAAAGAAUUUUGAGAUCACCGAUUCCUUUGGCAUAUUCCAUUCAUUUAACCCAAACGGUAUGGAUUUAUUGUCUCUCCUUACCUUUCCAAAUGGUUAGUCAAGUUGGCUGGUCAACUAUUAUUAUUGUAUUUGUUGCUACUUUUAUUUUGCUUGGUAUCGAAAGAAUUGCUGCAGAGAUUGAAAAUCCUUUUGGUUAUGACCCAAAUGACUUAAAAUUGGGCGAUUUUUGCAGAAUUAUCGAACGAGAACUCAAAAUCAUCAUAAGUCAUCCUCCACCGGACAUUGAUCAUUGGGUGUUCGACAAAAAAAAUAUUGAUGAACUCCAGAAAAGAGACUCGUAUAUUGAUUCCCAUGUAAAAUCUGAGAAUGAAACUGCUAUUGAAAUUGAUAAAGUUGAUGAUAAAAUUGACAAAGUUUCUAGAUAA